Aphanomyces invadans is the source of this 1332-nucleotide messenger RNA. RefSeq lists its product as hypothetical. Gene Ontology annotation, molecular function: 4 iron, 4 sulfur cluster binding; tRNA-2-methylthio-N(6)-dimethylallyladenosine(37) synthase activity. Bases 1 to 1332 code for a protein of 443 amino acids. Lineage: Eukaryota; Oomycota; Saprolegniomycetes; Saprolegniales; Verrucalvaceae. The record is from RefSeq and is a predicted model, not a curated record. The transcript is spliced from 10 exons. Gene Ontology annotation, cellular component: cytosol; mitochondrion. Gene Ontology annotation, biological process: negative regulation of cyclin-dependent protein serine/threonine kinase activity; tRNA modification.
AUGGUGCAUAUUCAAUGUUACCCCAGUCGUUUGCACAAAUCCGCCCUCUCGCUCGACGAAACUUACGCCGACAUUGCUCCUGUCCGCUCGGACGACUCGAACCCUGCUGCCUUCGUGUCGAUCAUGCGUGGAUGCAACAACAUGUGCUCGUACUGCAUUGUCCCUUUUACCCGCGGCCGAGAACGUUCGCGGGAUUUGCAUUCGAUUGUAGACAACGUCAAGGCAUUGCGAGACCAAGGGGUGAAGGAAGUGAUGCUCCUUGGGCAAAAUGUCAACUCGUACCAUGACAAGCGCACCGAAGGCGCGCAAGAAGAAGGUCGGGCGUAUGUGCCUGCUGCAGGCUUUAACAACAUGUUCAAGGCGCGCGACGCAUUGGGCUAUCGCUUUGUCGAUUUGUUGGACCGUGUGUCGGCCGUCGAUCCUGAAAUUCGCAUUCGAUUUACAUCCCCGCACCCCAAGGACUUUCCCGACAGCGUCCUCCAGCUUGUCAACGAGCGCGCCAACAUUUGCAAAUCGAUUCACAUGCCCGUGCAGCACGGCCACUCGGACGUGUUGGCCCGGAUGCGCCGAGGACACACCCGUGAUGCGUACUUGAAUCUGGUGGACAACAUGCGAUCGAUCAUCCCUGGGAUUGCACUCAGCUCGGAUUUCAUUGCUGGGUUCUGUAACGAAACUGAAGAAGAACACCAAGCCACGUUGACCCUCAUGCGCCACGUGGCGUUUGAUCAUGCGUUCAUGUUUGCUUACUCGAUGCGCGCCAAGACCCACGCUGCUUAUCGCAUGGAAGACAACGUGGAGGAAGCGACAAAGCUGCGACGGUUGGCAGAAGUGAUUGACACGUACAACACAGUCGUCACUGCAAAAAACAAAGCCGAAGACGAAGGCCGGCUCCACGUUGUGCUGGUGCAAGGUCCCAGCCGUCGCUCAGAGUUGAAGCUCACGGGAUUGACCGACACGAGCAAGCGAUGUGUCUUUCCAGGCGAGUUGCCCAUUCUUGCGCACGUCCCGGUGGCCCCGGAAGCCUCGAUGGUGUGGAAUCCUGCCACGCUGGACUUUGACGCUGCGUCCAACAAUUCGAUGGGACCGACAGUGUCGUUGCAAAAGGGAGACUACGUCCUUGUCCGCGUCCAUGAGGCCGGGCGCCACACGUUGCACGCGACGCCCCUUGCUCGAACGACGCUCACGGAACUGCAAAACUUGGCUCCCGCAGGCUUGCUUGGGUAUGUCAUUUUGAAAGCCGCCCAUGUGGGGCAUGACGACGUUCGAAUAGGGCACGACGACAUGAUUUGGCUGCGCUCAUUCUCUGACCCAUCCAUUGCAACCAGAAGCUAG